GGGGCGGUGGCGGCGGUGCCCUGAGCUGGGGGCGCCGCCUGCGGCAGGGCCGGGCCGCGGGGGGCUCCCGGGGCCUCUGGGGGCCGCAGCCUCGGCGGCCGGGGUCUGGCCGAGUCCUGGAGCCGUGGCCUAGCGAACAGCUCGCUGCGGGCGUCGUGUGGCUGGUUACAGAAAUCCCCCCAGUGCCGCCUUUCUCUCGGUCUUUGCUGCAGGUGUUUGUGGCGUGGAUGUGCUCGGUUGCUCUUUUUCCUCCCUCAGCCCUGCUCGGAGGUUUCUGCUCAGCUGGAGGUGACGAACACGCGCUGUGUGUCUGUGCUGAACGAGCCGGAAAGGGGACGCUGGGCUGCCCAAGUUUUGUUGGCUCACCUCUUACACUGCCGGUGCUUAGGAGUUUUCACUGGUUUCUGGAAGGGUUCUCAAAGACCCACAGAGCUUUAGUGUCUGCUCGGCCUUCCCUGAGUUGGGAUGCUCGCGGACUGGUCGUUACAGCUCCAGCUGGGUCCUCAGCUGCAAUGGGAGAGCUGGGCUUCAGGAGUUCAGCUGGUCACGUUAAAAUUUACAUUUCCCCAUCCUGUUUUUAUUUUAAACCCAGUGAGAGCGUGCAAACACAAAGCUUGGUGGAGCCUGUCGUGUCCCGUGGCAGGUUAGCGGUGUGGUUUGGUGUCGUUCCUGUAACUCUCUGCUUUGCCUAUCGUAUUGUCUCAGCGUACUGGGAAGAAGGCUUCGUUUGAGCUGCUGGAGGUGUGAAAAUAAAUACAAAAUGUUCCAGUUCUGCAGUGCCCGCUUCUCUAAGUGAGUCCCAAGGUUUAAGGCGCUGUGGCUGCCGGGGACUUGUCCGCACGGGUACCAAGACAGAAAUAAGCAAACUGAAUGUCAUUUAAAUUUUGCUGCCCCGGUAGAAGGUCAUCUGCAUUUGGAAAUCUAUUUUGGUUUGAAAUAGGACACUCCUCGCAAGUGACUGCCCAUCUGCUGUGAAGCAAUGCGAGCGCUGGGUUUCGCUCUCCCCUGUGCUGGGGUUCCUGUUUCCUCUGGGGUCGGUGACGAGCUGCGGCACUUCCCCAGCUGCGGGGGGAGGCUGGCGGGGGGUGGGGGUCGGUGUGGGGACAGUCCCAGACGCGCCUCUGUUUGGUGAGAGCUGACACCAAGGCUUUGGGGGUCCCAGCUGCAUGUCCUGCCGCGGUCUCCUGGUUCCUGUUCUGGCUCAAACAGUUGUGCUUCGGGAGCAGAAAUAGCAGCCCGGCAGGGGCUGUGUCCUGUUCCCGAGGGUUGGCAGCCCCCGUGGGGGGACCGGGUGUGCGGAGGGGAGCCCCAGGGUAACCUUGGUGCAGUCCGUGCUGUGCCGGCGGUACCUGCCUCCUUCACGAGAUGAGGCAGCGAUAACCCGAGCACGUGGAUGAGUGUUUCGGCAGCAUGUCUGCUCUGGUUUGAUGGGAGUAUUUCCUGCAGAGCGCAGGAACUUGGGUAGUUGAUUUAUUUUUUUCAGUUUUGCCUUAGCUCAUGGUUUUCUGCUCUGUGGGAAGAGCCAGGUAGUGUCACAGUGCAGGGCUUGCAGCUGAAGGAAGAACCAGUAAGACCAUUCCUUCUCCAAGUCUGUUUAACUUCAGGACUUGGCCUGCUUUGCUGCCAGCAUGGAGUUUCUAUGGCAGAUACGUCCCCAGAUCUGUUCACCUGCCACCAGCUCCUGAGCUUGCCUCACUUGUUGAAAAGAAACACCAAGAGGGGAGAGCGCUGCACAAACUCAAAAUAACGCAUUUGUCUCUAAAACUGUGUUCCUUUGUUACGCCUGUGUCCCAGCCAAAGCUCAGCAGUGCAUGUGGUCAGGUCGCCAUCCUGUAACGCUCUAAAUGGACAGUGAAGCCAGUAGAAAAGUGUGCCUAGGAUAAACUAAUGAAAUCAGAGAUGAGCUAGCAAGAGUGAGAGAUGCAGAAAGGAUGGAAGCAGGUGAUCCCAGGGUUGUGCUGCCUGCGCCCCCUCUGCUCUCCGCGCCGUGCCUGUUUGCCCUGCGGCUGGGUGGCAGGAGGGCCAGGCAGAAGGCCUGCUUCCCCUGCCUUGCCUGCGAGGCCUCUGCUCCGCGGGCUGGGGGCUUCCCGGCACCGAGACUCGUGGACACCCGGUCAGCUGCUCUGCGCGGAGCCUGCCCGGUGCCCGCUGCCUGCAGGGCGCCUGCUGCUGGGCUUGGAGCAGGAGCGCUGGCUUUGCUGGUGGGCUGGGCUGGUUUUGCUGGCAUUUGUUCCAGGAAGGUCAGUUUCUGAUACUCCUGCCUGCUGCUCUGGAGAGGGAGUCUGCCUGCGUUCUCGGGCCGCCACGAGGAAGAUGAGGCUCUGCUGACCUGCAGCAGUCUGAAGCCCUGCGCAGAGCUUGCCGAGAGCGUGGGCGCUGUUCCCAGCUGGCCUGGCAGGGCACAGGGCCUGUACCCCUGUACCUGCCUCUCUGCCGGUCCAUCUCCCACCAUGCUGGCCAGCGCAGGGCUUCCCCAGUAGCUGCUGCGAGCCCCAUCGUGCAGCUGGGAUCGGGCUGCCCAGGACCCCCACACCUCCUGCCCCCUGUGCCACAGCCGGCUCGAGGCUGCCAGAGGUGUUCAGAGCAAAGCUGGCAGCGCUGCAGCCCAAAGCUGUGCAUCCUCGUCCUGCUGGGCAUCCCGCUCUGCCCCUGCGUGCGGGACCGGUGCUGGUGGGAUGCGUGCAGCGGUGCGGGGCAGGGAGUCUCGGGGCAGGCACGGCCUCUCCCUGCAGGCUUCAUCUGAGCAGGUCCUGGCGGGGCUGGCGGUACGUCCUGUCCCGGGGUCGUGCCCGGCAUCCCCUCGGUGCUGGGAGCUGGAUGUGGCCCUGCAGCUGAGAACCUCCAGGGAGCAUGCUCCCAGCUGAGGGGAGGAAUGCUCUUGUGAUUGUUGUGGGCUGUUCCCAGAACAACCAUGCGGCAGGAGGAGCAGCAGAGGCCCUCAGAGAGCUCGGCGAGCAGAGCUGAGCGUGGGAUGUGACGGGCUGGUCCCUGGUCAGCUGCUUUGAGUUCCCAGCCACCACGGUGCUAGGCAGGCGUGUGGGUCAAACUUCUGUUGUUUAAAGAGAACUUCGUUAAAAUAACAAGCUGUCUGAUAGGAGUAUUUAUAGAAUCCUUCUCGAUUUAAUUUGUUCUUUCACUGUUUGGUUUUUCUAUUAUUUUUAAGUUCAAAGGCAUGCUAGAAAAGAAACCAAACUUGCAGCAAGCACCCCGAGGGAGAAGCGAGAUGUAGCUGAUGUCGGUGUGAUUGCCCAGCCAGAAACUCCUCUUUGACCCGUGUAGAGCUCAGGAUGACGUUGGUCUGGGUGCACAGACUGGUUGCUGCCGCUCCGUGUCUGUUCCAGAUGCAUCCUUGGUACCACCUGGGGACCCUCGGUGCCCGCUGCCCGUCCUGCGCCCCGGCAGGAAGCCCCACGCCUCCGUGCGCGGCCUCCGCUGUUUCCGCCGCGCAGGGGCUUUGUGUGAGCCCUGACAAAGUGCGGAUUGAUGCGGCUUCCUCUCCCCUCCCCCUGCCGUGCCGUGCCGUCCGGCCCGCGAGAGGCCCUGCGACAGAGGUGCCUUUCUUCCCUGGGCUGAGGGCAGCUCCGGGCUGGGCCGGGCGGGGUGGCCGAGCCCUCCCUGUCCUCAGUGCCCCGCGCAGCCCCCAGCCCUGAGGCCUGUUGCGUGCCGCUUCCGUGGUGCACUGGGGAGUGCCAUCGCCUACCUGAACCGCGGCUCCGAGCGGUCCAACAGCAGCCGCUGUCAGCAUCCGUCACCCCCCAGCUCCUGCUGUGUAACAGCAAGUCACCAAAUUACCAUGAGCGACUUGGGAAGACGUGCAUUCGUAUGAAGAACGCAUCGCGAGUUCUUUAUUAGAGUCACGUUAAGUUUGCUGAGUUCUGCUUGUUUUAGGCAGUUUCUGCGUCAUCUGCGAGGUUUUUUGAGCAGCUCGUGGGCACAGUGCGGACGUGCAGCAGGGCUGGCUUUGUCUGAGCAGCACCCAGUGGCUUUGUUAGCUGCACAGCUGCACUUUGUUCCCUGCUGGCCCUGACAACGUGGAGGCUGCGGUGAGGGGAAGGGGGUGAGCAGGAUCAGUCCAUGAUGCCUGAAGUGCGAGACCUCUCCGAUGCGUUGCCUGACCUGCCGAUGGAUCCCAUCACGGGCGUCAGUGUGGUUGCAUCCCGGAACCGUGCACCGACAGGUUAUGAUGUAGUUGCACAAACAGCAGAUGGCUUGGAUGCUGACCUCUGGAAAGAUGGCUUAUUUAAAUCCAAGGUCACGCGAUACCUGUGCUUCACAAGAUCAUUUUCAAAAGAAAAUAGCCAUUUAGGCAACGUCUUGGUUGAUAUGAAGCUCAUUGACAUAAAGGACACUUUGCCUGUGGGCUUCAUCCCCAUCCAGGAGACCGUUGAUACACAAGAAGUAGCUUUCAGAAAGAAGAGGCUGUGCAUUAAAUUCAUCCCUCGAGAUUCUACAGAGGCAGCAAUCUGUGAUAUUCGAAUCCUGAGUAGAUCUAAGCAAGCCCCUCCUCAGUACACGUUCAUAGGGGAGUUGAACAGCAUGGGCAUUUGGUACCGGAUGGGCAGAGUUCCCCGCAACCAUGAGUCUUCACAACCUGCUGCUCCUGCCCCAGUACCGUCUUCAACACCAGCUCCUAACCUGCCGAGGCACAUCUCGCUAACUCUUCCUGCUAGCUUUCGAGGCAAAAGUCACAGCACUCGCCUGGACUUGGAGCACCAGCACUCAAAUUUGUAUGCUAUAUCAGGUCUUGCCUUUGAGUGCUUGAUUUCUUGGAAGAUGAGUGCGCUGAAAAGGAACACGGCGUGUUUCUCAGGGCCCAGGAUGAACUCGUGCCUGGGAGCGAGAGGCAGGGAUGCUUUACAGAAUUGCACCUCUUGGAGUCCGUCGCUGCUGGUAACGCGGAGGGCUGUCUGGAAGCAAAAGGACUUCUGUUGCUGCAAGCUAAAGGCAAAUGCUACGUGCAGCUCUGGCACAACAGUGCAUUUCACCUGCUUCUUCUCUUACGGGAUUAUCUCAUUCUGUACUUCAGAUAAGUAGUGCUGGAGUGCAACAUAUUUUCCUCAAAAUUAUUAUUUUAGAGUAAUCUUACACCUGCACAAGUGCUGUGAUAGCUGUAGUAGAAACACACUUAGCUGCAGCUUUCUCUUCAUUGUGACGUUUUUGCAAGAGGAAAAAAAAUACUAGCUUUAACACUAGCCUUAGCAAAACCUAAUGGAAGUACAAUCCCUUCAUUUGGCUGAAGCAGAUUUUCAGGAUGGUUUGGAAACCCAGGAAAAGCAGCAGUGGGUUGUGCAAUAGGUACUUGCUUGUGCAUAAUCAGAGCAGAGAAGAUGGCAAAAAUGUGCCAUUCACAGGUCCUUUCUAUUAAUAGUGAGUGACACUUCUAACAUGGGAACAUGGCAUUAAUUCAUGUACCAUAAUCAAAGGGUUAUUUAAAAGGUAAUCUCUGACUGAAACUGCAGCUUCAGGUUCCUAAAUAGAUGGAAUAUAACAAUGGCAUAAUUCUUGUCAGUACUCGUUUUUCUUGUUACUUUCCUGCCCUAAUAGAUUUAGAAAUGUAAGGGAAAGCAUGUUCUUGUGUUCACAUGAGACCAUCCUGCAGAGAGGAUGGGGAAGCUGGUGCUUCUCUCCUAAUAAAGCACCAACGCACCACCAGCAGCAGCUCUGCACGAGCAGUGCUGGCCAUGGCCCUGCUGCUAGGGCUGCCCAUGGACCGCCUCUGCUUGUAGCAUAACCAGCCGGGAAAGAUGACCAGUUUUGCAAAGACCUGAAUGUCUUACCAGAUAAUUACAGGCAAAGCAUAAAACACACUUGAACGACUGAGCAUGGCGCUGGUCCCCCACGUUCACAGAAGCCCAUUUCAGAACACAUCACUGCGCACCCCCGAUGGCACAGCUCUGCAGGCACUGUUAGACAGGUCGCACAGACGCGUGUGGUAAUGGCUAUCGCAGCUGUGAGGCGUUUCUGAAGGAAGGCUCUUGUCGUGUGAAACAUCCUGUGCGUUGGCAGGGACCUUCGGCAUAGCUCCUGACCACUGCAGCCUUUUCAGCAGCCGUGAUGAGGUGCUGAGACAGUUCCCUCUGCGUGCUUAAACGUUACCGAGGCAGGCAAACCCCAGGGCGCACAGUGGAAACCAUUCAGAAGUUUCCUGUUAUGUCGCUGUAGUUUGCAGCCAGUCCCUUUUAUCUCUGCUGUGAUGUUAGUGUCUCGCUGCAGCGCCAUGGCAACGGGAAGCUUAUGAAUGCCUCCGCACCGCCCCGAGCUGCUCUGCCAGCUUGUGCUGUGCCGCCCUGGGGUCCCGCGGCUCCGGGGGUGACGGGUACGUGGGGAGCGGGGGCUUGCUCCUGUGGGGAGCGCGGAGCCCCUGGGCUGCGGUGCUGGGCGGCCACCAGGGCAGGGAGGUGACCCCGGGAGGUGACCCCGGGGCCGCGGCUCUGGGUGCAGAGCUGCAGAGCUGGCGCUGCCGGCGCGCGGACAAGCUGCUGGCUCCCUCUCUUGGCUCUCGGCAUAAUGGAAGGCUCCUGGUACUGGCACAGGGAAACAAAAGCCGUUAUAUAUAAACAGCCUCUUGCUUUCUAGUUCUGGUAUCGCCCCGGUCUGAAUUCUUGUGGUGAGAGCAGGAGGGGGUGCUGAGGAAGAGAGCUGUAGAAAGGAGGGUGAUAUGAGGAGUUGUGCUGUGGUCUCAGACACCUAACACUUCCUCAGUAGUCGUGAAAAUGAAGUGCUCAGAGGUUUUCAGGUAGGUGAGGUGGGUUUUGGCUGUCGAGCCGACCUGGUUCUACCAAACUACGUUUUGGAAGAAAUUGCCAUGUCCCCACUGGAACUGUCCUGUUACUUCUCCACGUAUGUAGUGUAAUUCUUACUGCAAAUCUGGAAGAAAUGGUUCUGAAGGUAGUAGCUAGAGUCUUUAACCAGCUCAUUGUCAUUUCCAAUCUUGGCAAUUACACAUUGUGCCACCAGAAAGUUAGUUUGUUGUGCAAACAGGAGACUCCCUAAUUAAUCAGCCUUUGACAAGUUGCAUAUAGGAAACUAUUGCCCUGCCCUCCCGGCACUGCAAAGGGAACCUUCCCUGUGCUGCCGUACAUAGUGCUGUCGCCCACCUCCUCCACACCCAGCAGGCUCCCGUUCCCACACCACGCCGUGCUUCCAAGGCCGAAGCACAGAAUUGCCUAUAGGUUGAUCUACAAAAGGUCUCUGGGAGCACGGUGCUGAGGAGCUGACAGGUGCAAUAAGCAUGUUCAAAUGGGCAGCUGCUGGAAGAAGAAUGCCUUGCUGCAGACAGACCUGUCGACAGACAUUGCUCGGUAUUUCACAGCAUAGUCUUUCUUCAUGGCCUUCAGCUUAAUUAAGAUGUUGUCGUGACUACAUACUGCCUUCAUUUCAGACUUCAGCGUCCUCUGGCUGCAUAUUGCUUUGGCUUAUCAGAGCCACAAGGACAGAGGGAGCCCUCUCAGGCAGCCACAGUUGAUAACGUGCAGGGAAAAUUCCUGAAUGAAGUGAAAAAUUAUUUAUAAUAAUGGUACUCAAAUAGAAGGGAAAUAAGUCACUUUAAGGGUAUAUAAAUUUUUAUGAUAGUGUAUAAACAGCCACAGCUUGCCUUGUCUCCCAUCUAUCCCUGCAGAGAAUGAGGGCAACAUCUAGCAUAAAGAAAAAUAUAAUAAGAAAACAAAGAAAUGAAUGGGAAGAGCUGGAGGAUUGAUCACUCGGUGUAUUUGUAUAUCCUGAUGUAAAAGGUGCUGCUGACAGCUGGCCAGGUUUCUUCUGUAUAAAACCAUGUGUGUGCUGUCAGGGCGGUGUGAGCAGCCUUGUUUCGAUUGAUGAAUUGCCUGCUUUCUUGAUUAAACCUUCCGUCACUUAAGAAACAAAAAGCCUGUGUUUGGAUGGCAGAGUGGGACAUGUCAAAAAAAUCUGUCUGCUUUACCUUUGUGCAGAUGUUGGGCACAGACUGUAACAUGUAUUAUUAAAAUGAAUGUGGCAUUUA
Messenger RNA from Anas platyrhynchos (mallard), 7978 nucleotides. It is a transcript of the gene MVB12B, whose product is annotated as multivesicular body subunit 12B. Gene Ontology annotation, biological process: regulation of epidermal growth factor receptor signaling pathway; virus maturation; viral budding. NCBI's taxonomy places the organism in Eukaryota, Metazoa, Chordata, Aves, Anseriformes, Anatidae. Gene Ontology annotation, cellular component: ESCRT I complex; late endosome. The record is from RefSeq and is a predicted model, not a curated record.